Molecule: messenger RNA, 4194 nt
Organism: Laccaria bicolor S238N-H82
Lineage: Eukaryota; Fungi; Basidiomycota; Agaricomycetes; Agaricales; Hydnangiaceae
Exons: 22
Coding region: 1-4194 (1397 amino acids)
Biological process (GO): DNA-templated transcription
Molecular function (GO): DNA binding; DNA-directed RNA polymerase activity
Source: RefSeq, a predicted model, not a curated record
AUGAAGGAGUCUGUCUCCCAUCAGGCUCCAAAAGUCAUCAAAAAGAUUCAGUUUAGUUUACUCAAUGCACAAGAUACUGUCAAGAUAUCCGAGUUCGAGGUCACACAUCGAGACCUUUAUACCCCAACAGAUCGCCAGCCUGUAAAGAAUGGCGUUCUUGAUCGUCGUUUGGGCACUACAGACAAAGGCGCAUUCUGCGAAACAUGCGGGCAAUCCUCCGUCAAUUGUGUUGGACAUUAUGCAUAUAUCAAGCUAGUGGUUCCAGUCUUUCAUAUCGGUUACUUCAAGCAUACGAUUGCGGUGUUGCAGGCCAUUUGCAAGACAUGUGCCCGCGUCCUUCUCGAAGAAACUGAUAGGCGCAUAUUCAUCAAACGCUUUCGUCGCCCAAAUUUAGAGAACAUGCAACGGCAAUCGUUGUCAAAAGCAGUCAACACUAUGGCACGAAAGGUGGUAUAUUGUCCUUACUGUUCUGCAACGAACGGCGCCGUAAAGAAAGCAGGCGCUCUCAAGAUCAUCCACGACAAAUUCCGUGCGAAGAAGACGGCGGAUGAGCUCGAACGGUGGAAGAAGACCUUUGCUCCUGCUCUGGAGGCUCAGAAAGAGUUGGCGAUGUACAUAAACAAGGCCGUGCAUGAAGACCUAAAUGCACUCAAAGUCCUUGAUCUUUUCAGGAGAAUAUCUGACGAAGACUGUGAACUGUUAGGCCUGCACCCAGAUUGGGGCCGCCCGGAACAGUUCAUCUGGCAAUACCUUUCAGUACCCCCCGUUUGCAUUCGUCCUUCCGUCGCCCAGGACGGGGCUUCCAACGAAGAUGAUCUCACAGUCAAACUGACCGAAAUCGUGUUCACCAACGCAUUAAUUAGGCAGGGUCUUGCAAAGGGGUCUCCGACUCCCCAAUUUAUGGAACAAUGGGAGUUCCUACAACUAUCAGUUGCUAUGUAUAUAAAUUCAGAGCUGCCAGGGGUACCAUCUCAACCUGGGCAAAAGCCAAUUCGCGGAUUUGUUCAACGGCUGAAAGGAAAGCAAGGCCGCUUUCGAGGCAAUUUGUCUGGAAAACGAGUAGAUUUCUCCGGACGAACGGUCAUCUCGCCUGAUCCCAAUCUUCGUAUUGAUGAAGUUGCUGUGCCUGAACGCGUAGCGAAAAUUCUAACCUAUCCCGAGCGUGUUACCACCCAUAAUAUCAAUGCGUUAAGACAAGCCAUUCGCAACGGUCCUGAUGUACACCCUGGCGCCAACUUUGUCGCUAGAGGCGAUAACAAAAAGUUCCUCCGAUUCGGCAACCGUGCAGCCAUUGCAGAUGGUCUCGGCAUUGGAGAUGUUGUUGAACGACAUAUAAUAGACGGAGAUAUUAUCUUAUUCAACCGCCAACCCAGUCUUCACAAGUUAUCGAUCAUGUGCCAUCGAGCAAAAAUCCGGCCUUGGCGUACCUUUCGGUUGAAUGAAUGCGUUUGCGGACCAUACAAUGCUGACUUUGAUGGUGAUGAAAUGAAUCUGCAUGUUCCUCAAACAGAAGAAGCAAGGACGGAGGCUUUGGAACUAAUGAACGUUAAGCAUAAUCUGGUGACCCCAAGAAAUGGAGAGCCUGUUAUUGCCGCUAUCCAAGAUUUCAUUACUGCUUCUUUUUUGCUGUCUCGUAAAGAUCAGUUUCUUGAUCGCAGACAAUUCACGCAAAUCUGCUGCUACUUCGCUGACGCGGACAUGCAAAUUGACAUACCGCCUCCCACUAUUUGGAAACCUGUUCGCCUUUGGACUGGAAAGCAAAUAUUCAAUGUUCUAAUUCGACCCAACAAAAAGUCGAACAUCCUCGUGAAUGUUGAAUCGAAAUGUCACAAAUGGGAAGAAGCUAAGCCAGAGAACUAUCCUUCGCCGGAUCUUUCACCGAAUGAUGGCUGGCUGGUAAUCGUGAACAGCGAAAUCAUGUGUGGGGUCAUGGACAAGGCGACGGUUGGGAGCGGGAAGAAAAAAUCAAUCUUUGGUGUUAUUAUGCGGGACUACGGGCCUCACGAAGCUGCUGCUGCAAUGAAUCGCCUCGCGAAACUGUGUGCUCGAUGGCUUGCUAAUUACGGAUUCUCCUUGGGUAUCAACGAUGUCAUCCCCGGCCCAGAACUCUCCAGACAGAAAGAUAUUCUGGUGGAAAAGGCUUACGCGGAUUGCCAGGAUCUUAUCGCUCUCGCCAAGAAGGGAAAACUUGAAAACAAACCUGGAUGCGAUCAAGAACAGACGCUAGAAGCUCUCAUAUCAUCUGUACUGUCGAAAGUUCGUGAAGCAGUUGGACAAAUAUGCAUGAAGGAACUUAGCAGGCAGAAUGCGCCUUUAAUCAUGGCAACCUGUGGUUCUAAAGGCUCCGUUAUCAACGUAUCUCAGAUGGUUGCCUGUGUAGGUCAGCAAAUUAUCGCUGGCCACCGUGUACCGAACGGAUUCCAAGAUCGCUCACUGCCCCACUUCCCAAAAAAGUCGAAGGAGCCCCCUUCGAAGGGCUUCGUUCGAAAUAGUUUCUAUUCCGGAUUAAGAGCUACGGAGUUUUUAUUCCAUGCCAUCUCUGGUCGGGAAGGUCUUGUCGAUACUGCGGUCAAGACAGCAGAGACGGGUUACAUGCAACGGCGGCUUAUGAAAGCCUUGGAAGAUUUGACAACUCAAUAUGACCUGUCAGUGCGCAACUCGACGGGAGGCGUUGUACAGUUUCGAUAUGGCGAUGAUGGUCUUGACCCAGCUUGUUUAGAGGGGGAUGCUCAACCAAUCGACUUAGAUCGAUCAUGGAACCAUUCACUUGCAAUUGGUGGUCGUUCGGGUCGAGGAUUUUUGCCUUUCGAGAUUUCGGAACUCGUUGACCGCGAAUUAGGAACGCAUAGAUUCAUAAGCGAGUGCACAGCUGCGUACCUGGACCUUAUCAAAGGCUUUGUCGCGGACCACAUUGCUCAAAAGGUUGCUAAUGUGCGGAAAAGUCGGGGCAUGUUCGAAGCUCUUGAAAGAGAAGCCGAAUGGGACGCUGAAACAGAUUUGUCCCUUGGUGCUUCAGAUGCGGACAAGGCUAUCGUGGAUAACAAGUCGAAGGUAACUGAGAGCCAACUUCGGAAAUUCUUAGACCUUUGUUGGGUCAAAUACGUCAAGGCUCGCAUAGAACCAGGAUCAACGGUUGGUGCAGUUGGGGCCCAAUCCAUCGGUGAACCGGGAACGCAAAUGACGCUGAAAACUUUCCAUUUUGCUGGAGUUGCCUCGAUGAACGUCACCCUAGGAGUACCACGUAUAAAGGAAAUCAUAAAUGCUGCGAAGGCGAUUAGCACUCCAAUCAUCAGCUGCAAAUUGGUAACUAGCGACAGCGAAGCCUCAGCACGUAUUGUGAAAGCUCGAUUAGAAAAAACAUUGCUAGGCGACAUUGCCAGUGUUUUGGAAGAAGCUUGGGCUCCAGAAUAUACAUAUAUUGGAAUCAUUGUCGAUGUUAACGCGAUCCAGAAACUCCAGCUUGAGCUGACUUUGGAUGAUAUCAAGUGGGCCAUUGUGAAUGCGAAGAAACUCAAGAUUAAACAAGAGUCGAUCACCGUAAUGCCUCGUAAAAAUCGUCUUCGAAUUUACAUCGACGGCCAAGACAAAUACUAUCGUUUGCGUGAGCUAAAACGAGGGCUUGCAGACGUGGUGGUAAAGGGUGUCGGCACCAUUCAGCGUGCAAUCAUCAACAUAAAGGAUAAGAAUGACGCCAGGGGAAAGAAGGGCGACAAGGAGUUGUUGGUGGAGGGAUAUGGACUGCAAAAGUGCAUGAUAACUGAAGGCAUUGUGGGAGAGCAAACCUCUUCUAACCAUGUCAUCGAGGUUGCCCAGGUUCUGGGUAUCGAGGCAGCGCGCCAAACGAUCAUCAACGAGAUCCAGUACACCAUGAAAUCUCACGAUAUGAUCAUCGAUCCUCGCCAUGUCAUGCUCUUAGGAGACGUCAUGUCUUACAAGGGCGAAGUUCUCGGUAUCACUCGGUUUGGUGUUGGUAAAAUGAAGGAUAGCGUCCUGAUGCUAGCAUCUUUCGAGAAAACAACCGAUCACCUUUUCGAUGCCUCUGCGUUUGGGAAGAACGACAGCAUCGCUGGUGUCUCUGAAAGCAUCAUUAUGGGGAAUCCAGCUGCGAUGUGUGGUACCUCGAUGCCUGCCCUGUUUUCCACAACGCCGACCUUGAAAAAGCCGAGGCGAUUACUUUUUGAGACCGCUCUGUAA